Messenger RNA from Eublepharis macularius, 6236 nucleotides. RefSeq names its product thrombospondin 1 (gene THBS1). Gene Ontology annotation, biological process: negative regulation of angiogenesis; cell adhesion. The record is from RefSeq and is a predicted model, not a curated record. Gene Ontology annotation, cellular component: extracellular region. The transcript is spliced from 22 exons. The coding region runs from base 322 to 3855 and encodes 1177 amino acids. Gene Ontology annotation, molecular function: protein binding; calcium ion binding. Lineage: Eukaryota; Metazoa; Chordata; Lepidosauria; Squamata; Eublepharidae.
GCGGCAAGCGCUCCAGUGCAAGCGGCGAGAGGCUGGUAACCAGGGGGAACCUGCGGGACUUGCAGGCUACUGUUCACCCGUUUCCCUCUACCACCGGCGAGGACCUGCGGGGUGUUCCAGGACCGCAUUAUUCUCCCGGGGUCUACCCAAGUGGGGCGCUAAAUCCAACGAAAGGGAACCUUUGCGAGUCCGAGAACUUAGCAAGGAUAUUGAUCGCAACGUCCUUCUUGGGUUGCUGCAGGAAUUAUUUGCUCUCCGCGGGUUAUUGGGAUUCAUCUCCUUGUUCUAUAAAGGUUCCUACUUUGGGGCGAGAUCUCUGCCAUGGAGCUGUCGAGCGGCCUCUUUCUCCUUCUGAUGCUCGGGGUGUGCACAACAAACAGGAUUCCAGAAUCAGGAGGAGAGGAUAACAGUGUAUUUGAUCUAUUUGAGCUCAUUGGCUUUUCUCGCAAGGGAGCUGCACGCAAGACAGGAGGGGUACAUCUGGCAAAAGGAUAUGAGACCUCCAGCCCUGCCUACCGUAUUGAGGAUGCUAACCGUAUCCCAGCUAUUCCAGACCACAAAUUCCAAGACAUUCUUGAUGCCAUCCAGGCUGAGAAGGGCUUCAUCCUACUGGCUAACCUUCGCCCAAUGAAGAAAAGCCUUGGCACCCUGCUAGCUGUGGAGCGCAAGGACAACUCUGGCUAUGUCUUUAAGCUGGUGUUGAAUGGCAAGGCAAAAACCUUGGACUUGAGUGUUUUUCCCAAAGAAGGCAAUCAGACUUUGGUGUCAGUGGAAGAUGUUGAGCUGCCUACCUGGCAAUGGAACAAUAUUACCCUCCUUGUGCAGGAAGAUCAAGCCCAGCUCUAUGUGGGAUGUGAGAAGAUGGUGAAUGCUGAGCUGGAAAUCCCUAUUCAGAACAUCUUCACCAGGGACCUGGCCAGCAGUGCCAGACUCCGUAUUGCCAAAGGGGGAGUUAAUGACAACUUCCAGGGAGUGCUACAGAAUGUCCGAUUUGUAUUUGGGACUACCCUGGAAGCUAUCCUGAGAAACAAGGGUUGUGAAAGCUCUACCAGGACAGUUAUUAAACUGGACAAUCCUAUGAAUGGCUCCAGUCCAGCUAUCAGAACUAACUACAUUGGCCACAAAACAAAGGACAUCCAGGCAAUCUGUGGAUUCUCCUGUGAUGAACUAAGCAAUGUAUUUGUAGAAUUGCAGAGUCUGCGUGCCCUGGUCACAACACUUCAAGAUUCAGUCCACAAAGUGAUUAUAAACAAUGAAGUUGGCAGCGGUCCUUUUCAGAUUAGUCCUGGAGCAUGUAUCCAUAAUAAAGUUGUAUACCAAAAUACAGAUGAGUGGACCACUGAUACGUGCACUACCUGUACUUGCCAGAAUUCUGUUGUCAUCUGCCAUAAAGUGUCUUGCCCUCUCAUGCCUUGUUCCAAUGCCACUGUUCCUGAUGGAGAAUGCUGCCCACGAUGCUGGCCUAGUGAUUAUGCCGAGGACAUUUGGUCUCCAUGGUCUGAAUGGACUACCUGCUCUGAGACUUGUGGCAAUGGUAUUCAGCAGAGAGGUCGUUCUUGUGAUAGUCUCAACCAUCGCUGUGAAGGCUCUUCCAUACAAACUCGUACCUGCAAUAUGCAGGAAUGCGAUAAGAGAUUCAAGCAGGAUGGUCGCUGGAGCCACUGGUCCCCUUGGUCCUCCUGCUCUGUUACUUGUGGGUCUGGCUUGAUCACCAGAAUCCGGCUCUGCAACUCUCCAGUUCCUCAGAUGGGAGGUCGAUCAUGUGAGGGAGAAGCGAGGGAAACUAAAUCUUGCCAGAAAGAUGCUUGUCCAAUAAAUGGAAACUGGGGGCCAUGGUCACCUUGGGACACCUGUGCUGUCACGUGUGGAGGGGGCAUUCAAAAGCGCAGUCGUCUCUGCAAUGAUCCUCAACCACAGUUUGGAGGGAAGGAUUGUAUUGGUGACGCUGUAGACACUCAGAUCUGUAACAAGCAAGAUUGCCCAAUUGAUGGGUGCCUAUCGAACCCUUGCUUUGCGGGCGCAAAAUGUACCAGUUUCCCUGAUGGUUCCUGGAAAUGUGGUGCCUGCCCUGCAGGUUAUCAUGGAAAUGGGGUUGAAUGCAGAGAUAUUGAUGAGUGUCAAGAGGUCCCUGAUGCCUGCUUUGUCUUUGGUGGAGUGCACAGAUGUCAGAAUACUGUACCAGGAUACAAUUGCCUGCCUUGCCCACCACGUUUUACUGGAUCACAGCCCUUUGGUCGAGGUGUGGAACAAGCAAUAGAAAACAAACAGGUCUGCAAACCAAGAGACCCCUGCACUGAUGGAACACACGACUGUAAUAAGAAUGCCAAGUGCAUUUACCUUGGCCACUUUAGUGACCCCAUGCAUCGCUGUGAAUGUAAACCAGGCUAUGCUGGUAAUGGCAUUAUUUGUGGAGAAGACACAGAUUUAGAUGGGUGGCCAAAUGAGAACCUUCCCUGCAUUGCCAAUGCUACUUACCACUGCAAGAAGGACAACUGCCCCAAACUUCCCAAUUCUGGUCAGGAAGAUUAUGAUAAGGAUGGAAUUGGUGAUGCCUGUGACAGUGAUGAUGAUAAUGACAACAUACCAGAUGACAGAGACAACUGCCCAUUCAUUUACAACCCACAACAGUAUGACUAUGAUAGGGAUGAUGUUGGUGACCGUUGUGAUAACUGCCCCUACAAUCACAACCCUGAUCAGAUAGACACUGACAACAAUGGAGAAGGAGAUGCCUGUGCUGUGGAUAUUGAUGGAGAUGGCAUUCUUAAUGAAAGAGACAACUGCCAAUAUGUGUAUAAUGUGGAUCAGAAAGAUACAGACUUGGAUGGUGUGGGAGAUCAGUGUGACAACUGUCCUAUGGAACACAAUCCAGACCAGACGGAUUCCGAUUCUGACCGCAUAGGUGAUAAAUGUGAUAGCAACCAGGAUAUUGAUGAGGAUGGCCAUCAAAACAAUCUUGAUAACUGUCCCUAUGUGCCCAAUGCCAACCAAGCUGACCAUGAUAAAGAUGGGAAAGGUGAUGCCUGUGACCACGAUGAUGAUAAUGAUGGGAUCCCUGAUGACAAAGAUAACUGCAGAUUGGUUGCCAACCCAGAUCAACUUGACUCUGAUGGGGAUGGACGAGGAGAUGCAUGCAAAGAUGACUUUGAUAAAGAUAAUGUGCUAGACAUUCAUGACAUCUGUCCUGAGAACGUUGACAUAAGUGAGACAGACUUCCGUCGAUUUCAGAUGGUUCCUCUGGAUCCUAAGGGAACCUCCCAAAAUGAUCCUAACUGGGUUGUUCGUCACCAAGGCAAAGAACUGGUUCAGACUGUCAACUGUGAUCCUGGACUUGCAGUUGGUUUUGAUGAAUUUAAUGCUGUCGACUUCAGUGGCACAUUCUUCAUUAAUACAGAAAGAGAUGAUGACUAUGCUGGCUUUGUGUUUGGGUAUCAGUCCAGCAGUCGCUUUUAUGUAGUUAUGUGGAAGCAAAUCACACAGUCUUACUGGGAUAAAAAGCCGACAGAAGCCCAAGGAUAUUCUGGCCUCUCUAUCAAAGUAGUCAACUCCACCACUGGUCCUGGAGAACACCUUCGUAAUGCACUGUGGCAUACUGGAAAUACAGCUGGACAGGUGCGGACUCUGUGGCAUGACCCUCGUCAUAUAGGCUGGAAAGAUUUCACUGCCUACAGAUGGCGUCUCAGUCACAGACCAAAGACAGGCUACAUUAGAGUGGUAAUGUAUGAAGGAAAGAAGAUCAUGGCUGAUUCAGGCCCAAUCUAUGACAAAACCUAUGCUGGUGGUCGGCUAGGAUUAUUUGUCUUCUCUCAAGAAAUGGUGUUCUUCUCAGAUCUUAAAUAUGAAUGUAGAGAUCCCUGAUUGUAAGGCAAUUGAUGCCGAGAGUAUUUUUGAAAAGCUGGUAUUGCACCUUCCAAUAUGUUUAGUUUCUACAAACCCUGGGACAAUUUUGUUUGCUCUUUACUUUCUUCUGCCUUCAUAAACUAGAGACUAAAAUACAUAACCUGCCUCCAGAGAAUGCUUUUGAGAGAGAGAGAAAACUGCAAAGAUACACUUCAUUUGUGUCCUUUGUUGGCACAGAAGAAAACAAAUGUCUUUUAUGAAAAAGAGAAUCUUCUUUGUACCUGGAGCAAAUAGUCACUUCUGUAAGAAAGGCAUCUGCAUGGCUGGGCAUUGUCAUUGCCUCUCUUUAACUGGAGGUCCAAUGGAGGAGCACUUUGUAAUGAGAACAUCUGUAUGAUGUGCUGUUUACUACUUAAAAAUGAAAUAAACUUCAACUUGUGGGAGAGGUGGGUAGAAAGAAGGCCAUUGCAAGAUGGAAGUCAAUUGCCUCUCUUUCCCAAAGGAGACUGUGCUUCCCUGGGGUUUACAUCCGGGUAAAUUGGAGGACCUGUUACUUAUCUGACAAACAGCCUUGUUCUGUGCACAUUUGCUGAGAUGCAGAUCCCGCUGAAUUAAGUGAAACUUACUCCCUCGUAAGUGUGCAUAGGACUGACACCCAAAUAUGUUUUGGAAAUGCUUAAUUAUAUAAGAAAAUUAGCUAUCCCAGCUGGCUAGCCCCAUGCAGUGCAAAAUAAGUCUAAAAAAUUCCAUUAUGGGAUAAGAGGUGGAACAACAUUGAUACACCGGAUUGCACCAUCUUGGUGGAAAAUGGGAUUCACAGGAACUAUUGGGGAAAGUAAGUUUACAUGUGCCACUGCAUGACAACCUACGUCCAUAGGUUUGAUACCAGAGGUAGCUAGUGCAGAUGUAGCAAGAACAUUUGAUGUGCCAAAGAGCAUCUUCAUCUCAGCUUAGCACUUAUGUUGGACUUCAAGGAACUAUGUUCUUUAAUUAUGGUUACAAAGGCACAAAAUGACAAACAAUUAAAUACAACAAUGUUUUUUUUCUACAAAAUGCAAUGGGAGUUUGGGGUUUUUAAAAAAUAUUUUUAAAAGCUUUGGUUUAUGUAGGAGAGGGGCUGUAGAUAAAGAAAAUGUAAAAUAUUUAUUUUUAUCUAUCCUAUCUGUUAUGAUUAACUGAAGGACUAUUAAUUAAAACAGAAAACAAUGCGUCAGGACUAUCCACAUAAUCAUUUUGCUACAUGUCUCCAUGACUGUGUAAGAUUGUAAAUACAGGUUAUUUAUUUUUCUAUAGUAGAUCUAGUCAGUAGAGUAUGAAGAUGUUUUAGUUGCAAAGAACAAUUUUCCCAUUAGCAGUGUAGAACACAGAAAAAAGCAAGAUGGGGAUAGGAUUAUAUUUUGUUCUUAAUCUCCUUUUUUCUCCCGUCUUCUGUACAAGACAGCUGGCAAAUGAACACUGGCCACAGUCCACUGUCAAUAUACACUCUUACUUAAUUUUAACAGCAUUUGCACAAGAGAUGUUCUCAGUGGAUUGUUGCUGGUCACCUUUGUAACAAUACUAUAUAGUGCAUUUGCAUUAGUCAGUGUGUCAAAAUCAUUGCUGAAGAAGAGGCUGCAGAUAAAGGAAGAAGUGGCAAAGACAUUGCCAUUAAACUCUUGCACACCUUGAAAUCAGUGGAUGGUCGCAGAAGCAGAAGGGCCUCUCAGAUGGGAUUUUAGGAGCAUUAUUAAAGACUGCUCCUGGUCAAAGGAGCAGCACUAUUAUAUCUUUGAGUUUCAUCUUGCUGCAAAGAAACGAAUGUCAAAGGUGAAAACGUUUAUGUACAAAUAUUACCUCAUUAUUAUUGUAUGACUGAGAAAAGGAAAAAAAACCCUUUGAAUCAGGCACAGUUUAAAUAUCUAACAAAAUUAAAAGCUACUGUAGUAUUAAGGGGUGAGGGAAAGAAUGCAAGCUGUACAUAGUUAAAAUUGUUAUUGCAGAGACUCGUGCUCCCAGUUAAAAUAAGCAUUGAAGCAAUGCUGAGAACAAUUUCUAAUAUUGUGUUAGUUUGUUUUUCUGUCAUCUUGUAUACCAUUCCUUAUAUUUGUAUAAAUUAUUUUUUCAUUACUGUUGAAAUAGUUAAUCUCCUAUUUGUGUAGAUAUGCUAUUUAAAUAAUUUAUCAGGAAAUGCUACCUGUAGAGCUAGUGUUUCUAUUUUUAUAAAACAUUUGCACACUGAACUGAAGAAUUGUUUGCUUCCCAUCCCCAGUGUUGUUGCUGUUAGUAUAUACUUUUUUCUAAAAACGAGCAUAUUUUGUACACAAUUUUAACCAUUUUACAACUUAAAAGCUGUGUAAAAUUGUACAAUAACAUUUCUUACAUACAAGAAACAAUAAAAAAUGAAAAUUUGUAUUUACAAA